CUGCUUGCACUUCGCAGGGAUAUUUCUCACAUCCCUCAAAAUGUAAGGCGUAGUACCGGUGUCACUCUAAAUGGUGAAGUAGUCGAACGACCGUCUGUUAAUUCCAGAUGGGGCAGACACAUGAAUACUGAUCCUGUGCAGAUAGAUCGUAGUCGUCUACAAUGGUACGAUUCUAACACUCGCCGAUCACUGGCACCGCCACCACCUGCAACCAAUCGCUCGGAGCCAUGCGGCCGUCUGACUGCAUCCGAACUAGCCAAACUCCCACUAAGCACCUUUCGCGUUCAGCCCGGACUGUUGUCUGAGAGUGCCAAUUCCUCGGGGGAUUCGCCUGCGAACAGCUCCGGCACACCGGUUUGCGUACGCAACAGGAACGAGAGCAAUGUGGACUUUUCACCCGGAUCGGCUUAUUUACAACCGAUAUCUCGGCUGGCUACCCUUGUGGAAAUUCAACCGCUUCAAUCGUCACCCGGUCGCGGAUUUCCCGAGUGUGAAGUCUGUCUUACGGAAUAUCAGAAUAAGGAUCGGCUGCGUCAUCUACCAUGCGGUCAUGCUUUUCAUUCCAAAUGCAUCGAUAUAUGGUUCAAUCAAUCCAGCACUUGUCCAAAAUGUCGUGCCGGAGUUCGCACCGGGCUCAAACGGUUGGAGCGGAAUCGAGCUCGCAACGUCACCGCUAAUCGUUCCACUGUCAAUGCCCCAGUACGGGCAAUUCGCCAGCGUACAGCUGCAUCGACCUCAGUGACCGGUCGAAGAACUGCCAGAAGAAAUCAGUCAACGUCACAUACCCCAAUACAGCAAGCCUGUCGAGCCCAGUCCACUGCGCGCGCCCGAAAUCAACUUUCAACCAGUCUCAGUUCUUCCCAUAACACGAGUUCAGAUAACUCAUUCCAACAAACAGAUCCACCAGGCUCCGCCUCGGGUGCACCACAAGGUUCAAUCGACCCGGACCCGGAUACCAAUAGCCAGUCGCAACCGCGGUCUUCCUCAUCCGAUCUGACUGUCCCGACGGUCGAGGAAGUGACCAGAAGCGCAAGUGAACCAAGGAGUGGCUCAGUGUCCGGGACGGCACCGAAUCGAAUCAUUAACACGCGUUCUACCGAGUCUAGAGUGUCGAAUAUCAGACCACUGCUGUCGGGGACAAUGGACAAGGUGACAAAUGACCUUUUGGUGUUUUUUGGGUUCUCACACUAG
This is a messenger RNA of Echinostoma caproni, 1191 nucleotides long. The record is from the annotation of a GenBank genome assembly. NCBI's taxonomy places the organism in Eukaryota, Metazoa, Platyhelminthes, Trematoda, Plagiorchiida, Echinostomatidae.